Molecule: messenger RNA, 911 nt
Organism: Crotalus tigris (Tiger rattlesnake)
Lineage: Eukaryota; Metazoa; Chordata; Lepidosauria; Squamata; Viperidae
Product: protocadherin-15-like
Exons: 8
Biological process (GO): sensory perception of sound; inner ear development; cell adhesion
Cellular component (GO): plasma membrane; stereocilium
Source: RefSeq, a predicted model, not a curated record
GCUUGUUGGACAACAGCUUGAAGCUUGCCAGGGAAGGAACUCAACUAAGACAUUCAUUCAAGUAAGGUUCUUAGCCCAGGUCUUGGAAGCCAUUCUUUCUCCUGUCCUUCAAGGUGAUUCUCUUUUCUGUCUGCAGUUCCUCAUCUUCUACAAAUUGUUGCAGCUAAUAGUUAUUCACUAUUGCUAGCUUUCUCUUGAUUGAAGCGUGACAUAAAAUGCUACAGCAGCCUGGCUUUUCAAAAUGGUUAGCAAUAAGCAUUGCAGUUUCAGUUGCCUUCAUAGAUUGCUUGGCCCAGAAUGAUGAUGAGUGGCAGUAUGAGGACUGCAAGUUGGCCAGGGCAGGACCUCCAGCAACAAUAGUUCCAAUUGAUGAAGAAAGUCGGAAUGGCACAAUCUUGGUAGACAGCAUGUUGAUCAAAGGAACAGCAGGAGGAUCUGAUCCCACUAUUGAACUCACGUUAAAAGAUAACACAGAUUACUGGGUCAUUUUAGAUCCCAUCAACCAGAGACUUUAUCUUAACAGCACUGGACGAAUUCUGGACAGAGAUCCUCCAGUGUCAAUUCAAUCUAUUGUAGUCCAAGUCCAGUGCAUUAAUCGAAAAGUAGGAACUAUUAUCAAUCAUGAAGUUCGGAUCGUGGUGAGGGAUAGAAACGAUAAUUCUCCCAAGUUCCAGCAAGAACAGUACUAUGUCACAGUGAAUGAGGUGAGGUUUUUUUUUAAUUCAUAUAUGAUCCGCCUUGAUCGAAGACAGAUUGGCCUCUGCCCAAGAGUAGAGCAGUCUGGCUUCUGUCAUCAGAGAACUCGACCUGGUGCCCCCUUGACUGUUCACAUGGGCUUUGGCCACUAUGUUGUCUUUGAGGAUGAGAACGUGCUGGUCUCUCACCUUGUGACUGAAAUGACACAAUGCCAG